This is a messenger RNA of Diaporthe amygdali, 1545 nucleotides long. RefSeq lists its product as uncharacterized. The transcript is spliced from 2 exons. The coding region runs from base 1 to 1545 and encodes 514 amino acids. Gene Ontology annotation, molecular function: heme binding; iron ion binding; oxidoreductase activity, acting on paired donors, with incorporation or reduction of molecular oxygen. The record is from RefSeq and is a predicted model, not a curated record. Lineage: Eukaryota; Fungi; Ascomycota; Sordariomycetes; Diaporthales; Diaporthaceae.
AUGGUCGUUGCACCCAAUACAAUGACAUACAUGCUGACUACACUCGUUGCUGGGUUUGCGGCCACAAUACUCCUGGUGGUUCGCUUCGUGGUCCAAGCCCGGCGACAUCCACUCGCAAAAUAUUCAGGGCCAUUCUUAGCACGAUACACUGAUCUUUGGGUGGCAUAUCAUGCCGUGAGAGGCGAUCUUGCCCACACUUUGGCAGCCUUGCAUGAGAAACAUGGAAUCUUCGUGCGAUUUGGCCCUAAUCGGCUGUCCACAAACUCGGCAGAGGCGCUUGAUCAGAUCUAUGGCUUUGGCUGCAAUACCAUCAAGGCACAAUGGUACUACUACUUCUCUGCAGACCCUCAGCAUCCCGCCACCAACACAGUCAUCGACCGUGACGACCACAAGCGAAAACGAGCGGUCCUGAACAGGGGCUUCACCUCCACCUCUUGGAAGCACCUCGAGCCCAAGAUCCUCAACGUCCUCCAUACCUGGAUACCAAACCUGGUAGAGGCUACCGAUUCCAAAGAUGGCUGGAGCGCACCUCGUGACAUGGCUGACUGGGCUGUCUAUUUGACCAACGAUGUCAUGGGCACGCUGUCUUUCAGCAACCCAUUCGGUCUCUCCACCUCGGACGAGCACCGCUGGAUCCUCCAGGCAGUCCCCCUAUCCACCCGUCUCCGCUAUGCCUGCUGCUUCGCACCCUGGCUGCUCACCUCGGGCAUCGACCGCUGGCUCUACCCGCAGCUCGACCAGUGGCGUGCCCGCAUCCGCGCCUUCUCCAGCGCCAUGCUGCAACGCCGUGUCGACCGGCAAGACGACAAGGCGCUGCACGACUUCUUCCGCUUCAUCCUCGACGCCCCGGACGCCAGGACCGGCGGGGCCGUCGACGCCCGCACGCUGGCGUCCGAGUCGAGCCUGCUGGUCAACGCAGGCGGCGACAGCACCGGCACCGCCCUCGCGGCCACCACCUUCUUCCUCGCGCACAACGCCCGCUGUCUGGACCGCGCGAGGGCGGAGGUCCGGUCCCGGUUCGCCAGCGCGGACGAGAUCGUCCCCGGCCCGGGGCUCGAGGAGUGCAGGUACCUCCGCGCCUGCAUCGACGAGGCCAUGCGCCUCGCGCCGCCCGCGCCCGCGCCGCUCCUGCGCGAGGUCCGGCCCGGCGGCCUGGAGACAGACGGGCAGGCCUUCCCUGCGGGCGUCGAGCUUGCUGUCUCGCCGUAUGCUAUCCAUCGGAACGGGGAAUACUACCCCGAUCCGCUGGCGUACAAGCCCGAGCGGUGGCUGGCGGACAGUGUUGGCUUGGAUGCGGUGAAGAAGGCGCAGUCGGCAUUUUGUCCUUUCAGCAUCGGUGCAAGACAGUGCCUUGGGAUGAAGUUGGCGUAUCUCGAGGUCACGCUUGCGCUGUGCUCGUUGCUCUGGAGGUAUGAUAUGAGACUGAUGCCUGGGCGGGAGGAGCAGGGGGUUGAUGAGAUGGGGAAUUACACGAUUAUUGAUUGCUUUGGCGCAGAGAAGCAUGGGCCUUGGGUGCAAUUCAGGGAAAGGGAUAGGAACACGUAG